Messenger RNA from Protobothrops mucrosquamatus (brown spotted pit viper), 2009 nucleotides. RefSeq names its product nuclear envelope integral membrane protein 1 (gene NEMP1). Lineage: Eukaryota; Metazoa; Chordata; Lepidosauria; Squamata; Viperidae. The transcript has 9 exons. Gene Ontology annotation, cellular component: nuclear envelope. The record is from RefSeq and is a predicted model, not a curated record. The coding region runs from base 17 to 1348 and encodes 443 amino acids.
GACAGGAGGGGAAGUUAUGGCGGGAGAGACGAAAACGGCUUCCGAAUGGCCCCAUCAUGGCUGCCGCCUCCUGUUACGGGUUGUGGUUCUUUCCAUCCUGGCGCGCAGCUCCGAUGGAGAUGUAGUGUUACUUAGAGAACAUCAAACAUAUCUACAUGAUUCCUCUGAACAGUUUUGCUAUUCAAAUAAAAUGAUCCCAAAAUGGCAUGAUAUAUGGACCAAAAUUCAGAUCCGAGUAAACAGCACCAAGGUGAUCCGCGUCAUCCAAGUUGAAAGUGAGGAGAAACUGAAAGAACUGGAUGGAUUUAGUUUAUGGAUGUAUAUUGGCUUGCUCUUCAAAGAGAAGCUUAAUGAUACUUACAUUAAUGUUGACAUUUUCAGUAAAGAAACAUGCUUGAAAGUCGAGAUAUUAGACCCAGACUCCACAUACACCAUCAGCGUUACUCGAACACUUGAUCCCAAACUCUUCAUUGUUACAUUUCUGGGCCUGCUGCUGUUUUUCUGUGGUGAUUUGAUGAGUAGAAGUUCAAUCUUCUUCUAUUCAACUGGAAUAAGCAUUGGCGUACUGAGUUCAUUGCUCAUUGUUAUCUACGUACUAUCCAGAUUUGUACCCAAGAAGAGCCCUAUCUAUCUCAUGAUUUUGGGCGGCUGGUCUUUUUCUAUUUACCUUACCCAGUUGGCCUUCAGAAAUCUUCAGGAAAUAUGUACAUUAUACUGGGAAUAUCUACUUGGCUACCUGGUCAUCGUAGGGUGUAUAAGCUUUGCUGUGUGCUACAAAUAUGGCCCUCUGGAGAACGAACGCAACAUAAAUCUCCUCACUUGGGGUCUGCAGACUUUCGGCUUGCUGCUCCUUUAUAUGAGCAUUCAGAUACGAUAUAUUGGCGUCAUCUUGAUAGUAAUUGCAAUCUGCACUAAAAACCUGGAGUACCCAGUCAUAUGGGCCUAUGCCAUCUACAGCAGGAAGCUGUUCACAGCUCCAGAAAAUCCCACCCCACCACGCCUGUUGACCGAGGAAGAAUAUCGGAUCCAGGGGGAGGUAGAGACACGCAAAGCCUUGGGACAAUUGCGGGAGUACUGCCAAAGUCCAGAGUUCUCUGCGUGGAAAGCAGUCUCCCGCAUCCAGACUCCAAAAAGAUUUGCUGAUUUCGUAGAAGGUGCCUCACAUGUCGUCCCCAAUGAGGUUUCUGUCCAUGAGCAGGAGUAUGGGUUGGGGGGUUCCUUUCUAGAGAAUCAGCUCUUUGAAGAGGAAGAUGAAGAAGAUGACAACAGUUUUGAUGAUGAGGAUUGCACAGAGACACCGUGGCCCCAAAAUCACUUAAAUUUUCAAGAUAAAACUGGCCACUGUUGAUGCAAGUGGAUUGACUGAGGCCCCUUAUUGAGCCCGUCUGCUGUUACAAUUGAGGAUUGCUAUAGAAAAGCCUUUUCUGUGUAGCAUUGCUUAGUAACGGCGUAGGUUUCACAAUCUCUGAGAGGACAAGGCUCUAAAGCCCUGCCAUCUAUUCCAGACCCAUGACACAAUCACGAACUGUAACAUACUCGGGAUAUGCCUCAAUAUCCUUGACUAAAUAUCUUUAACUACAGGCUGGUCAGAACCUACAGCUAUUAGCUGUGAGUAGCCUAAGGAGGAGGAAUAUGGAGAGCUUGUAAAUCGUUACUGAAAGCCAGUGAAAAAUGACAAAUUAUUUUGCCCUGAGAAAAACAGGCUACCUGAAGAAAGGUUUGAAAGUCCAGGUGAACUUGAUAGCUAUAUAUCCUGGGAAACAAUAGCUGCUGCCCUUUGAUUUUCCAGGGUGCCAACAAAGUUUUGAGAGCAUGCUGCUCUUCCUCCAGUGGCUAUGCUUUUCACUUGUUGGCUUAAAUGUCGUUUCCUGGGUUGAGUACACUGAAGGUGUGGGGCUACUGCUUGUUGCAGAAUGUGUGGUGAGCUUGCUGGGAGCCAGUAAGUCGCUAGGUCUCCCAAGGAGGUUCUUUCGUCCUAUACAUGGUAAUUGCACGAAUAGAAAUAUUUU